UUUCUCGACUACAAGUCGCCCAUAUCAUUUCUCUUUUUUGCCGAGGGCACUCGAUUCACCAAAGAAAAACAUGAGAACAGCGUCAAAUUUGCCAAGGAGAGAGGUCUUCCUGUACUUACCCACCACCUUUUGCCUCGCACAAAGGGAUUCAGUUUUUCAGUUAAAACAUUCAAGGAAAAAUAUCCUGAAAUGUUGGUCUGUCAAAUUGAGCUUCGGUUCCCCAAAGAUUCGCCACCACCAACUUUCAUGUCGCUGGUUAAAGCUCGUCCUUUGAAGCCUGACCUUUACGUUCGCUUUGUAUCAGUGGGUGAUAUUCCCUCUGAUACUGAAGAAGAAAUGAACAACUACCUCUAUGAUCUCUACAAAGAAAAGGAUGAACUUGUUGAGUACUAUGAAAAGAACAACGAGUUUCCAGGCAUCAAGGUGGUCGUCCCGCCGAGACGAGCAACUCUCUACAACUGGCUUGCCUGGCUUCUCUUUGGAUGCAUUGUGAUUCCAUAUUAUUUGGCGAGCAUUUUCCUGUACGGAAGCUGGCUUACCAUUGGCAUCAUUUCAUCAAUUAUUCUUUUUGGAAUGUUUUCUAUCUACAUGAUGGUGAGCUCGACCAAAAUCCAGAAAACCGGCUCAAAGUACGGCACUGGCAGUGCUAAAAAGUCUGAAUAG
Molecule: messenger RNA, 663 nt
Organism: Rhagoletis zephyria (snowberry fruit fly)
Lineage: Eukaryota; Metazoa; Arthropoda; Insecta; Diptera; Tephritidae
Source: RefSeq, a predicted model, not a curated record